This is a messenger RNA of Enterobius vermicularis (human pinworm), 354 nucleotides long. Lineage: Eukaryota; Metazoa; Nematoda; Chromadorea; Rhabditida; Oxyuridae. The record is from the annotation of a GenBank genome assembly.
AUGGUGAAUUACGAAGAUAUCCCACCGUCUGAUAUUGAGAGAAUGCUGUUCAUGGAAAACCGUGAGUUUGACAGAGAAGCUAUGGCUAAAAUGUCACCUAAAGAACGUGAUAGAGCUCUGGGACAAAUGUUCUUUCAAGUCCCUUAUGACGCUCGUUUUCCACACACUCAUCAGACCCGCCGAUGCAAAACGUAUUAUACUGAUUACUACCGAUGCAUUGAACUUUUGGGCGUCGACUAUAAACCGUGCGAAUUCUUUAAGUCUUUGUAUAAGGCAGUUUGUUCACCGGACGAAAUCAAAAAGUUCGACGAAGCCAGGAAACAGGGCUGUUUUACAGAAAGAUUUGACCGCUAG